CAGUGUAGAGAGAAGGUGUAUGUGCGAUCACUUAUGUGUCUAGUGAAGGGGUUAGCUUUUAUAGCCCCAACCCAUACCAUGGGAUGAGGGAAAGAAAAUUACCUCUAAGGACUGUACUACAGAAUUUUAUUAACCAUGUGGAUAGUUUAGAAGGCAAGAGGAGCGAGGGAGAUGAUCAGUACGAACAAGAGUUUCAGGAACUGAAGCUGCUGACGGAGACCCUCAAGAUCCGGCCUGAGUACUGCUGCCUCGAGGGCGAGAAAGAUGUUAAUAGGCGCAAGAACCGAUACAAGGACAUCCUACCAUAUGACUACACCCGCGUGGUGUUGAGCAGCUUCCCUGGUGUGCCCGGCAGUGACUACAUCAAUGCCAACUACAUCAGAGGGGCCAGCGGCUCCCGGGCCUAUAUUGGCUCGCAGGGGCCGCUGCCACUCACAGUGCCAGACUUCUGGCGGAUGGUGGUGGAGUGUGAGGUCCAGGUCAUCAUUAUGGCCUCCAACGAGACGGAAGGGGGCAAGCACAAGUGUGAGUGUUACUGGGUAAACAUUCAAAAUGAGGAACGGCAGUUUGGCAACGUAACCGUGUCUUUUGUGAAGGCUCGUCAAGUGUGUCCAGACUUUAUGGUGCGAACUCUCAAAAUAAAGUACACCUCAGAUUCCGGCAAAACAGAAGAGCGUACAAUCUGCCAGUUCCAUUACGUACUAUGGCCCGAUCACGGAGUACCAGAGACUGUCCGGCCAUUGUUGGAUAUGGUGCGUCUGGUGCGAGACUGUCAAGCCUCAGAAACUCUACCUGUUCUUGUACAUUGCUCAGCAGGUUGUGGUCGAACAGGAACCAUCUGUGCCAUUGAUUAUGUGUGGGGGCUACUGAGAGCAGGAAGGUUAACAGAAAACCUGGACUUAUUUGGCCUUGUAAAAGACAUGAGAAGACAGCGAGUUGCGAUGGUUCAGACGAGAGAACAGUAUAUCCUUUUGCACCGAGCUGUGAGAGAGCUGUUUAAGGAACGUUUAAAAGUGAUUGACGCUCAUCCCUACGAAAACAUCGCCACUGAUGGUACGCCACUCAUCCUUCGGGAAAAAGAAAGUGAUUAUGAAGAAUUAUAUGUAAAACCUGAAAAACAAGAUGAGAGUGCCAAACCGACCCCCCCAACCACUGCCCCAAGUGCUGUCUCCACCCCCACCGGCUCACUCACUCGCUACUCUCACACAAGAGGAAACACAGAUUACUUGGCUUCCAGUUCACCUAUAAGCUCACUAGAACGGCCACUAGUUGCGGUUCCUCCUCUGCCACUGAAGCUGUCCAAACCUCCUGCUAAUAUUCAGCCUUCUCCAGGACCUCAUGCCACACCAGCCCCCCAACCAUCUCCAGUCCACAGCCAUUCUUCACCCAUGCCUCAGGCAUCCCCAGUUUCCUUCCCCUCUCCAAGUCAGGCUCAUAUUAGUUACUCGACACCCUCCACAUCUUCAUUCUCAUCAAAUAUUUUUCAAUCCACAUCUACCUGCACUAGUUCCAGUUACUCCAGCACCCAGGCAAUUGUCUCACAAUCCUCAUCCAAUCAUUUGCUUCAUCCUCACUCAAAUAGCAAGAUGGGUAUACAUCCUUCAUCCAAAUUUGAAAAGGAUGCAGAAAAUGCAGCCCACAAAAGACAGGUUACACAGCCAUCUUUAUCCUCUCCUGCUGGGAGUGGUCCUCAAAGAGGUAUUCUUACAUCAUCACUAUCAGGAAGUCCUCAGCCUCUGCCUUCUGGAAGUGCGACACCAUCUGCCACACCAAAUACUACCCCAACACCCCUAUUUGGACUUGGUCUCAGCUCCCUACAUCCUCCAGCAAAGAGUAGAACACCAUCUCCAAGAAUCACAUACAGGAAGCCAUCGGAAAGUCAGACAGAGAGCCAAGGUCUUUGUAAUGAAAUUAAUCAGUCAGAUGAGGAUACAGCAAAUAAGAAUGCUGAAAUAGUUCGCCGGCCAAGUAUAGCAAAGCUCAAGGAACUGUUUGAAAAGAGUGGAGAAGCAGAAACUCCAGGUGUUAGAUUGUCCCGGAGCGCCAGUAGUGUCACGUCAAGAACGAGCCUCAGUGUUCAUCCUGACACAGAAGGAGGCUUCCGAGUGAAACGUAAAAGUAGUCUCGGAGCGGAGGAGACUUUACAGUCGAAAAAGGCGUAUGAAAUCAUAGAAAAAUCACGUCAGCAAAAUCUUAGUUCUUCAUCGCAAGAAUCAUCAAAAAUGCAAACAGCAACUACCACUCCAGUAACAGUUGUAAGUGCUGCCAAGCCACCCUCUAGUCCAGUGUAUACCAGCCCUGUCUUUCGCAGAAGGGGAAGUCAUGCCAUGAAUGAGUCUCAAGAAGAUGGGUCAACUUCAGCUUUAUUAGCAAGAGUAGAUGAUAGACCAGCCUUGCCAGUGAAGAAAAGUAAGUCAUUUAGAUAUGCACGACCCAUAGAUUCAACGACUAACACCAUUGCAUCAACCAGGAGUCCUGAGCUGGCUAGAAAGAAAGCAGAUAUAAAUACAUACUUUAGUCUUGAUCGAGGUAAGGGAGACAGCUCUGCACUUAGCAAGUCAGAAAGUGGAACUGUAAAUUUCAUUGGGGACAUUCCUUCACCAAGAGAAGGGUUCAAAUUGUCUGUGUAUCAAAUACCCAAUGCUACUAAUUCUUCCCAGUCUCUUACUAUAAACUAUAAUGGUAAAGAACAAAAGGCAACUGAAAAUAGGACAGAUUCUAAGCCACAAAUACCUCCAAAAAAGAUAAUUGGGGAACGCUUUAGGAAUGCGCGGCCCCCAGAGUCUCUCCAGAUCACCACACCUCAACCAUACACAUCAUCUUCAUCAACAACAACAACCACUCUACACACCCCACAAUCUGCUCCAAUAAUGUUUUCAUCCAUGUUUGAGAAUCCAACAUUCUGGAAUCGUUCCCAACACAAUCAAAUUGAUAAAUCAAUAUACGACUGCCCAAAGGAUCUUCAAGCUGCUACAAGGACCGACUUUGAUAAUCUUUCUCAUAUAUCCUCUGUGGCAACUAUUCCUAGUACCCAAGUAUCACAGGCCUCUCCUGUAGCAGAUGCCAAAUUAACUACUACAGUCUCUGGUCUAUCACCUUCUUCAACACCAAGACCAUCACCAACUUCAGAACUUACUCAAGAUGUUACAUUAAAUAAGGAAUACGUAAAUGCUCGAGUAGUUAGAAAUCCUAACGCUGAUACAAAAGAAUCAACAAGGUAUGUUUAUUUACCUCUCCCGUCAAAGAGAGGUUCACGGGACAAUAAACAACCUCACGAGUAUGCCAACUGUCCCUUAACUGGACAGUCCCAACCAGAUUUUGUGGGAGAGGACCCAACUGAUCUCUAUAUGGACCCUCAAGUUCUGAAGAAGGGGAUUACUGGCAAAUUUCCUGUUUAUGAUGAAGUUGUUCCCUCACCUCAAGCCAAAAUAUUUGAAGCUUCUCUUCUGAAAUCUACAUCAAAAGAAAAUGUUUCCCUGCUAUUAUCAGCUUCUACAACACCAGUGUCAGCCAGCACACCAGUGUUAGCCACCACACCAGUGUCAGCCACCACGCCAAUGUCAGCCACCACGCCAGUGUCAGCCACCACGCCAGUGUCAGCCACCACGCCAGUGUCAGCCAUCACACCAGGCUCUGCUACUACUCCAGGAUCUGCAGAUUAUGAAAUGAUGGAUUUUGGAGAAUCAAAUGCAAGUGUAGAUGAGGUGUUUGAAACAGUGAAUUAUGAACUGCUUGGUGCUAAAGACAGAAGAAAUCAUAAAAAUGUGGACAGUAAAAGAGACUUUUACUCCAAGAAAGAUCUGGAUCCUAUUGCCAGACAGGUAUAUCAAGACUGCCAAGACUACCUCCUCCAUGGUAACAACAAAUCACCAAUGCCAUCUCUUAUGCCAAAACCACAGGAGAAAGAACUCGAAAAAGUAAGUAAAGCAAGUGAAGUUGCUGGUCAACAUGGCAGUUCAUCUCUAGAUACGAGUAUGGAUGUUGAUGAAGUCAGAAGUAAAGUCAAUGUGGCACCGCAAGGUCUACGGACAAGAGAAAGAAGGAACAGUUACAGACAGGCAGUAAAUCCAGUCACUCCGAAUGAGUCUAAAACACCCGAAGAGAAGCCUCACCCAGCCACGGAACAUAGCAGAAACAUGCACAAGUACGAAACUAUUUGGUUUGAAAAUGGGAAGCACAUGAAAAGACUAAACAAUCCAAGCCCCAACAGCCAACAAAACUUACAGCACCACACCACCAAAUCACCAACUUUCCUAUCUGAGGGUGAGGAGUCAUCUAAAUCUAAAGGAAGUGGAAGCACUACUAUGCAUGCUCAACUUCCUGCAUCUGAGGAACAUGGACCAAACCUGAACUAUAAAUCUAACAGCAAGGAUGCGCUCUUCAGGGAAAAACUGGAGGAACUACACACACUUGUAAACAAUUUAGAAAGACAAAAGCCAGUAAGAUUACACGCGGCAUCUCCUGGAUCUGUAGAGGACGAUGCCAACUCUAAAGGCUCGGGGAGUAAUAACAGUACCCUUCAGUCAUGCUCCACAACAUCCUCUAGAUCCAGUGAGGCCCAAGAACCAAUAUACGCUAAUGCCCAUUUGCUACCGAUUUCUCGAUCCCUGUCAACUAAUAAAGUGCAACAACUUCCUCCAAGAGCUGUGAGAAAUCAGGAAAUAACCGAGACAAGAUCACCCCCUCCGCUCCACCACAGUAGGACUGAAGUUAAACUGGACAACACAGAGUCAAAACCAGAUAGACAUUCUCCUCUGAUAAAUGGAAACUCUCUGUAUGGCACCAUUGCCACAACUACUUUCAGAGCUAAACAACCUGGAAAUAACACAGUGUCUCCUUCCUUCCAUAACCUUGCGCAAAAUCAGGGAAAACCACCAUCGCCGUAUCACAGUAUGGUCUCCACUGCUACACUCCCAGCACGUGCUACCAUAUCCCCGACUCUCUAUCACAAUAUCCCUCCUCCUAAAGGAUUUGGAAGUGGAACAUCUCCAAGUAAUUCUCCAAAUCCUCAUCAAAGUCUUCAACAGAAUCGUGAAAACCGUGAACCCCAGACAUCCUCGCCGUACUACAACAUGUCGUCGUUCACCAGCGGUAGACCAAAUCAGAUGCAAAGAAAUAUAGCGGCACAAGAACAACGGCAAGGGAACAAGUCUGGCAUCUCUCCAUAUACAAACCUACCUCCCAACUCAGCCGGGGUACGCUCACACUUUCCCCAUCAUCAGCCAGCCAGAGCACACAUUGUUGGUGAUAUUGCUUUUGUUGGUGAAGAAUCUGUGCGGCUGAGAAGACCCGGCCUGGUACAGCCUCCAAGGGUGGAAAAUGCCAGUAGUAGUGACUCCCGGGGGUCUGAUGGGGCUCCUGUAGCCCCUCCGAGAAUUAAGAGGAAUUCGUCCGCUGGAUUGCCUCGGCAUAGUGCUAUCGACUCGUCUCCCUUUAUCCAUAAUGAAUGGCGUUGUUUAUCAGAUACUCAAGACAACUACCGACAGACCAUCCUCACCACCAAACAGAAUUGGCCAAUGAGUGAUGAUGAGCCCCCACCUGCUGUUCCUGCCAAGACUGCCGCUGCAUACCAGUACCCUGAUCCACCACCACCGCCCCCACCACCUCACUCUCGUAUCUCUAAUCUUAACCACCUACCUCCUACCCACUACUCUCCGUAUACACAGCCACCCCCACCCAAGCCCAUACAACCCCAGUCAUCACACAUAUUGCAGCAUCCACAACACCUGUCACAGUCACUCGCCACAUCCUCACCCUCUUCAGUGUACCAGUCACCCUCGUCACUAUCGCCCUCCCAGCAUCCCAAACAUCAGUCCCCGUCACACCGUCGAGAUCCUCAGCACAGACUGCCAACAGAGCCAGAAACAAUCCCAAACCAGAGGCCCUCGCCAUCGACAAAUCCAGUAGUAUUAACCUCAGCCAAUAAUAAUGCCUCUGUCGUAGCUCAGAGUAGAGUUGAGGAUGUAGCAGCCAAUGAGAGUAGUUCAGAAAGCUCUGAUGAUGAGGGUAUUUUUCACAAGUUCUCAGCCCCUAAUAUCUUUAAAAAGUGGCGAGCCAACAACAAACAAAUAAUCCCACCAAUGCCAUCUUCUCCUAAAACUGCAUUUUACCCACUUUCUUCUAAAGACACGAAGGAGGAGAAAGACACCCAGAAGGACAUGAGGGGAUUACGAGAAACAAAUAAAGAAACUGGAUUAUCCUUGCCAACAUCCCCAAAACCCCUAGCAAAGGCAUUUGGAAAAUUAAAACUGAACUCAAAAUCAGUAGCAGCCAACUUCAAGUCUUAUUUGAGCCAACGGGGGGAUAAAGUAGAGGGUGAAAAUAAUGAGGGUGCUGGAGGUCUAUCUGGACUAUCGGGUAGCAUUUCACCUAGCUCGCCCAGGACCAACACUCGAGGAAUUCAGAAGAGUGCAAGCUCAGGGCCGGCCAUUACUGCUUUCUCACAAGUGGUACAAGACUACAAAUACCCAACCCCAAUACCAAAGAAACCAGCUGGCCCUCGUGACGUGCCAGCUCACAUGAGAGGCUCCACACCAACCAAUUCCCAUGUCAGGCUUAAAACAGAUCGUCCACGUCAACAGUACCUGUAGCCGAGUGCUAGUGGGCUUGGUCUUGCAUUGUUCCAGGGUCCAAAGUAAAAGCUGAGACCCAGUUUCCUAAAUGGAAGCCAAGGCAUAGUCUACAGCAGCAAUACCUCUGGCUGAACACUGGUUGGGUUGGUAUUAUGAUGAUCCGGGUACCCAAGUUAACGCUUAAACAGGUUGGUCGAACAGUAGAAGUUGGCUAUUUUUGCUUUGUCUUAAAUGUUUUUAUUAUCCAUCAAGAUAAAUUUUCACUGUUAGAAAGAAAUAUUGAUAAAGAAAUUUUUUGAAUGAUUGAUGACAAGAGGAUUUGGUGUAACUUAAAUUAGUCUUGAUGUUUAAAGAGGACAUUCUAUUUAUUUACUGUAAGCAUCAAGUAUUGCCAGCAUGUAAACUUAUACAGUGUACAUGUAAAUUUUUUUAGAGAACUGUGACUCACAUGUGACCUAAACCUAAUUCUUACCCAAGCACAUUGUUAUGCCCUCAUUAUUUUUAAUUCUCUCUUUUUUUUUUUUUACUUAUAGGACAGAGAAACAGUAUUCUGUAGUGGUAUCAUAUGCAGUGGGGCUUUCCAUUAUCCAAUUAGGUUUUUGAGAAAUUUAAAAUGUUAAAUAAUGUUGAUAAAUUAAAUAUAAAAGUCCAUAAUUCUGAUUACUGGUACUUUUAACUGCUUGUGUGUGAUACCAUAAUUGCAGUAUAGAAGAAGUUAUUUUUAGUAGUACUGCAAUAAUUUACCUAUAACACUUUUAUACAUAUAAUUUCCUAGACACCAGAUACUCACGAGUCCCACCAAGUUUUCUCGAGAUGUUGACUUAUCAACGUCAGAUUACUCUGUAAUUUAAACUUCUCAUUUACACAGUGGCCACCAAGUUGCUCAGACUUUGGUAAUCACCACAUUUAUUGUUUUCCUUGAUUUAUUGAUCAUCGAUAAUCAAUUUCCUACUCCAAAAAAGCUCUUAAUAUGUUUUAAAAAUGCUUACUGUACAUAUAUACAUUUAUUUAAGUCCUAUUACGUCAUCAGAGAUGUGUGAUUAAUGUCGUCGUACAAGUUCAUGAAAAUAUUAUUUAUAUUUUCGAAUGGCAAGCUGAGCAGGUCAUCCCAAUGGCUUCAUAGAAUUAUCAGCUGCAGACUGUAUUUCACAUUCAUGACAUACCAUCAAGUUCUUAGAUGUACUUGAGAUAAUAUGAAGAGGUUACUCUUUCAUUAUCAACUUCUUGCUUGGUGAAUAACAUUAGGAAAUAAUUCUCAUUAAAACGGUAUAUAAUAACAUGUCUUGAGCACUCAGGCAGACUUGAGUGUGUGCCAGAAAUGUGACCUUUGGAUAGUGAUGUGUAAUGGAGAAUAAUGUAUAGCCAUCACAGCCUGUAGAGCACUGCCCUGUACAUAGCAACUUUGUUGAUAUAUUUAAUGUGCAUUUUAGGUGUAAAGAAGUUUAUGACACUUGUAUAGUAAUAGAUGACCGUUUUGCAUUUUCACCAUUGUUUAAAUUGUUUGUGAUAUAGACAAUCAUUUGUGUGCCUAGCUGUCGAGACCAAAUAGAUGAAAGUAAACCAACAAAUAGGGUAUGCUUAGUUUACCACUAUUUUUUACAGUUAUUCAGUGUCCAUAUUUCUUGAACAGUGCAUCACUUGAACAUCCUGCUUUUAAAUAUUCCUUGUGGAUCUCCCCAUAUACACAGGGUGGUGCAUGAAAAAAUGCUUGAAUAUGACAGGCUGGUGUCCUGGAAUGCUGUUUUAUUUUUUCUCAUACACACUUCUUGGACUACCCUGUAUUUACAUGUGUUUCUAACCAUUGAGUUUGUAUAGAAUUCAGUGUGAGCAAUAACACCUUUCUCAAUGAUUCCUGUUGUACUGGUGAUGCGUCGUCUGUUUCGGAAUUAUACGUAAAUUUCAUUUUACUGUACAUACUAAGUCAGGAGAUGUAAAGAAAAAGAUUGGUCUCUGGUAGACCCGUUUUUGAAUGAUUGUAUAGUUUGUGUGCUGUGUCUGUAGAAAAUAUUAUCCAUCCCUCCAGGAGAAUUAUAUUAUUCUAAAUCUUUCUUCCUGGUUAAUUUGUUGAUUACAGUUUAUAGAAUAAAUAAUAAUCACAGUAUGACUGAAACUGAAUCCAAGUCCUGUCUGUGCUCUCUAAUCCCAGGGAUAGUUAUUUGCUGCCUAAGUCUAUUGCAUCUGUUAUGGAGAAGCCAAAAAUGCCAUGUCAUUAUUUAUUCAUUGUAUUGUAUUUUAAAAAAUCAUUAUAUAUUGUAACUGAGUAACUGAACCAUUUUUCUAGCUUUAUUUUAUUAUUAUAAUAAGAAAAUACCUUCCAUAUCCCAGUCAUAUUUUUAUUUGAUUAUAAAAAAAUAUCUGUAUGACAAGAUGAUAUUGGAAGGGUGUACAUAGCUCAUUAACUACUGUGAAAUUAACGAGUUUAGCAUUAUUACAUUGGAUCCUACGACUGUUCAAGAAAAAUUUAAUGCAAGAUAAAACUUAUCACAGGAAAUGGUACCAGUACUUACCCAUCGUGGGGAGAAGUGGAAGUGAUCUCCCAGUUUGCACGUUUAGUUUCUGUGUGUAAUGUGCCAUAUUUAAAGAACUGUACAGCUGAUGCUCAGCUUGUUCAUACUUUUAUAAGACUAAGUGAAUAACUUUAAUAUCAGUGCUGAAUAAUUCUUUUUUUAUAACUUUUAUUAUAUAUAUAUAUAUAUAUAUAUAUAUAUAUAUAUAUAUAUAUAUAUAUAUAUAUAUAUAUAAAGUGAAGAGAAACUGUAAUAUAACGAGUAGUAAGCAUAAUGAAAAAACAUAAAUUAAUCUUAUUUGCUUUAUGAAUUUUAAGAACAUUCUUUUUUUUUAUACUGUAGUGCAGUAUAAUACACAGUAUAAUUAUAUAAUACAUCAUAUAAUAUGAUAAUAGUCACACGUGUGACUGCUUAGAAAAGAUAUCCAUACACGGUAUUCUUAUCACAAAAUUCAGUCUCGUCUUUAUACUGUACUAAAAAUUAAGUAAAUUUUCUUUGUACGACAAUAAGUGAUAACAUUGAACAGUAAAUCGUGCGCCGAUUAAUGAAUAUCGAUGUGUCAUUCACACUCGCUGCACAUGUAUGUACAGGUAACCCUCAUUUAAUGAUUGGGAUGCAUUCCUGCAAAACAGAUUUUUAAGCAAAAUGAUCGCUAAACGAAGGAUAACGUGAAAUAAUAUCCUCAACAGGGGAUAACGAGGAUUAAUAUCCAUGGAAAUGGCAUGUAAUUGUGUAGCCGAGUCCCGGACUCGCCACCCAGUAGCACUUAGACCAGGUGAGGCUGAGCUAAGUUAUUGUUCAACUCGUAAUAUCAAAUAAAUACUGUAUACAUAAUUCUUUUCUUUUACUUUGUUACAUGAACACACAAUCAUUCAUACAGAAUGUGCAAAAAAAUAAAAAUAAAUAAAUAAUUAUCAUAAGGUUAAAAACAAAGGUAAUAAAGAUUUUUUAUGUACUCAACAGUUAGCCCACAGAGCUAGGGGAGCGGUGUGGGGGAUCUCUCAGCUAUUCUCUUGUCUUGUGUCCCAUAGGGGGGAGGGAGAGUGCGGCUGGCCAGUUACAGCUCACUUCCCACAAAUACAUACCCAUUCUCUUCAUUUUUCUUAUUUUAUAGUUUUAUAGUAAUGUACUGUACAAUAAAAUUAUAAAAUACAGUACAGUAUACAGAACAGCAUUUUCUUUAUUUCUAAGCCACAUUAUAGUACAGUACAGUAUUGUAAUGAUGUGCACUUGGAGCACAGAAUCCCCAGUCUUUUCAACUUCCAUCCCGAAUUUUUCCCAGAGUCGAAGAUCGCCAAACCGAAAAUUGACAACUAUUAAAUAAGAGUAAAAAAAAUUUUAAUUGCUAAACCGAAAAAUCGCCAAGUGAACGAUAGUUAAAUGAGGGGGAUUCCUGUACUCCACAUUAAAAUAAUGUUGAGUAUAUUAUACUUUCAUUUACAUUUCAUUCUUUUUAACUUCAGCAUCACUUCAACUUUUAGUGUUUAAAUGAACUUCUGUGUACAGGUACUGCAGCAAUAAAUUUAAUUAUGAUGGCAUUUUGAAUAACUGCACCAGGUACAUUAUCGUUAUAUUUAACUAAGAAACUCGAGAAAACAGGAAACAAUUACAAUAUACAGGAAGUUCUCACUUAACGUCGGGGUUACAUUCCUAAAAACGCGACGUUAUACGAAACAACGUUAAGCGGAUCAAUUUUCCCCUUAAGAAAUAGAUAAAAUACGGGAGUUACGUUCCCCAGCCUCCUUUUGCCGCAUGAAUACAAUACAUAUACAGAAAAUCAUUGCCACCCCUAUAGAAAACAGCAUACAGCGUGUGUUUAUAUAUAUAUAUAUAUAUAUAUAUAUAUAUAUAUAUAUAUAUAUAUAUAUACAGUAUAUAUACAGUAUAUAUACAGUAUAUAUAAAUAACUACUAAGUUUGUAUUGGUACUCGCCAAUGGGCGGAGGUGGUAAAGUGAGUGUGUGGUGGUUAGUGGAGCGAAGGAGGAUGAUGGCGAGCGGAGGAGGAGGGUGGGAGCGGAGGAGGGUGGAGUCACUGAGACUCUGCGGCUGCCUCCUCCCCCUCCUCCUGUUCUAACUGGGGUUCCUCCGCCGCUGUUUGCUCCUCCUUGGCUGUCGGCUGUUGUGAAGAAGCUACUUCUGCCGUCCCACGAGACACAAAUGAAUCCAGUGUUGAAUGUUCGGUGGACUCCUCUUCUUCUCCUUAUACAUCUCAGUGUAACAACCAAGACUGUCAUCAAUGCUGCAUUGAACCUUUGAGCUACAUUCUCUGUUUGGAUCAUCAUGUAUAAGGAUUUGCAUUGCUUGCUGGAACAUGUUGAACGCUUCUGUCAUCCUCUUGAAAGUUAACGUUCGUUGAGGUUCUACUUCGUCGUCUUCAACGGGACUGUGUUCUGUUAACAGUUGCAGAUCUUCGUUGGUGAGUUCUUCUGUAUGGGAUGCCAAGACGUCCUCAAUAUCCUCUGAUUCCAGCUCAUCAAAGCCUGCCUGUCUAGCUAAGCUGAGGAUAUCCCUAUUCACAGCUGGGACUAAGUUUGUGAACCCCGUAAAACUGUUGAUGCGCUCGAGCCACAAUUUACGCCACACACCAUUCAGACAACUUUCUGAAACCUCUUCCCAUGCCUUGCCAAUGUUAUCAAUUGCAUGAAGAAUGUUGAAGCCACUCCAAUAUUCUCGGAUCAUAGGUUUAUUUUCUCCGUCUGUAGCCUUGAGCAGCUGGGCCAUGGUACGGCGUAAAUAAUUAUUAUAAUAUGCCUUGAAUGUGGCAAUGAUGCCUUGGUCCGUAGGCUGCAUCAGUGCUGUCAUGUUGGGAGGCAGGAAUACAACUUUUACACUGUCAUGCAAGUCGUCGAGAUUGGGAGGAUGAGCUAGAGCAUUGUCAACGAUCAGAAGAAUUUUGAAGUCAAGGUUCUCCUUGACACAGUAUUCCUUUAUUGCAGGGACGGCGUACACGUUCAACCACUGGCUAAAUAUGGCGCCGGUUACCCAAUGCCUUCUUAUUUGCCUUGUAGAUUACAGGAAGGUGAUCCUUAGAGUAACCUUUCAGGGCUCGUGGGUUUGCAGCACGAGAAAUCAGCAGAGGCCUCAGCUUGAAAUCACCGGCAGCGUUCGCGCCAAGCGGCCUUUUGCCGAUUUAAAACUUGGCUCUCUUUUCUCUUCCUUGGAGAUAUAGGUCCUCUCAGGCAUCCUCUUCCAAAAGAGACCAGUCUCAACCACAGAGAAGACUUGCUUCGAUGAGUAGCCUCCUUCCUGGAUAAUCUGCUUGAAUUCAGGCGGGAAUGUCUCGGCAGCAACCGUAUCUGGACUAGCAGCUUCACCAGUCAUCUUUAUGUUGUGGAAGUUAUAACGACGCUUAAUUCAUUGAAACCAGCCUCGGCUGGCCGUAAAGGUCUCUUCCUUUCAUCCUUCACCCUCUUCUGCCUUUAUAUCGUCAAACAAGAAUCUGGCCUUAUGCUGGAUAACCAUAAGGCUCACUGGCGCAUUGCGUUGAUUUUGGUCCUCCACCCACAUAGCCAGCAUCCUUUCCACUUUUUCUAUCACAGUGCUUCCAGUACGAGCUGUCUUAGUAGCACUCAGAGAAGAACCACUCCCAGCACUAAUCUUAAUCUUGUCAGCGUUGGUUCGGAUAGUACGCACCAUUGUGGGGGUUAGACCAAGCACAGCGGCUAUGUCCACAGCACGUUUCCCUUUAUCAAAUUGGAUUAAUACAUCAAUUUUUGUAGCAAGGGUAAUGGUCAUACGUUGCCUCUUCACUACACUAGCACUUGAUGGCCGCUUGGAAGCCAUUUUGAAUGGUUAGAGUACAGUUUUAGAGCAAAAACACUUAAGCACACACGAAUGAUGUGAAGUCGUAACAGAGAAUGGCUUGGCGUCGCUGUGAUGUUCCGCAAGUGAGGGCAGCGCGCCGAGCCGAGAGAGCUUAGCGCGACCAGACAAGAGCGGGUGAUGCUCCGUAGAAAGUAGUCCGUGACAUCGCAAAACGACAUAGUAUUGGAUCACCGGGACGUUAAACGAAUUUUUGGUCUCUAAAGUUUAGCGAUGUAGUACCGAAACAACGUUAAGCGAGGACUUACUGUAUCACUCAAAAUUUUGAUAGGCUCAUUUUUAACAAAUACAUAUCUUAAUUAUCAUAUUGUAUAUUUAGCCUUUCUCUGCAUAAUGUGUUUUCAGCCAAUGCUUAUUUCUUAAUACAAAUAUCACAUAACACAACUGCAUUACAAGCAUUAGUCACUUCACUGUAUGUUAUACUGUAUAUGUACUUCUCCACCACAGACAUUUCGUCACUCAUUUUAAGCAGUGCACUAUUUGUGCUGUGAAAAUAUUUUCUUUACAAAUUAUCAUUACAACCCCAUGUGCUAAAUUCCCAACAACAGUGUUGAAAAUAUCCACUGUGUGAUUCUGCUGUGGCUGAAAUGUUUUGGGAAAAUUUUAACGUGUUAUGUUGGCUCAAGAUCCAGAGGCAAAAAUAAUCACAGAUUUGGAUAGACUGGUGGUUAAAACCACAUAGUGAAGUAUUCUCCAUGUCCUUGCUCUCAGACACAGAAAUGUGUAUGGAGAGUAUGCAAACAUAGAGAGGAAAGGGAAUGAACAGCGCUUAAAAAUGUUGGUAUUAAUUAGGAAAAUUAAAAAAUAAGAAUAAUACAAUAACACUGAAUUAUAGUUUGUAAUGUCAUUUUAAGAUGGUAAUAAUAUUAAAUUAUCAAUGUGUCUCUAUAUUACCUCAGCUUUGUUUGGUGCAGGACUUGAGGGUUGGUCACUUAGAUCUUAGAGAACCUUCCACAAACACCUCUGCCAUAAACCCUCCCACACUCAAAUGUUCAUAUAACACACUGUACCAUCUUAACAACUGAAUUGAAAUGAGUUAUUUACAGACUGAUAGUUAAAACUAUCAUAAACACCUGGUAGCAAAAUGUAAAACUGUUUUUGUCUUUAAAAAAAAAAUAUGUCGUAGGUCUUGGUUACACAUUUAUUGUAUUCAUGAUCAAUAAUUGUGAUCUUACAAUUUUGAAAACAUCCAUGGUUGUAUUGGAAUGCUUCAAUAAUUGAUAAUUUUUCCUGCCAUAGAUUUUAUUUUUUUUGCAGUGGUGAAAAGUUAUGCAAUUCUUUAUCAAAGGAAAAUAUGUUAAAACUUUAAUUUUCAUCAUAGGUCAUCCAGUAGCUGUUUUUUUUUAGCUUAUUACUAUAGCCCAACUUAAUGAGCAAUAAUAAUGUCAAACUUAUAUAUUUUCUUUAUAAUCUAGAGCACAGUACAUUAUGUAUACAACACUUACCAAAAGAAACCUAUUUAUUUACACUUUGGGACUGCAAAGGUUUCCAACCAGGGCCUUACACUAUGCAAAUGUAAGUGCACAUGAAUAACAAUUAUAACAUAAAAUUUUAAAGCUGCAUAAUUAAAAACAAAUGCAGAGGGAUGCACGUAACUUCUCUUAGGAUUAAUAACAUUACAUACAGUACAGUAUUGUAUUACAUUUACAUUAUGUAAAUUUUUUGGGUAGCAGAAAUUUUUCCCACAAUGUAGAUUUAUUUUAUCAAUCGUACUCAACUCACAGCAUGCUGGGGUGGGAGAGGUUAAACAGCCGACCAAGAACUUGUAUAAAUUGAUUAAUCCUUUUCUUGAGAGGCAUAAUACACUUUCUUCCAACCCAUGUUGCUGGUAACUAAGUAAGAGUGAUAGGUAGAUUAUUAAAAAAUGCACCACAGAAAGUUUUACACAAAAGUUACUUAUUCAAAUAUAAACUUGUCCGGUGACAUUAUAUUGAUUAAUGAGAAUUUAUGUACUGUAUACAGCAUUUCUGUUAUUAUCAGUUCAACCGCGAUUUUGUUAAAUAGUCUACUCUGCCACAUACAGGCAUCAUUGAGAAAUUAUGAAAAAAUGCUCAGUGUUGUACUGUACAUACGAAGUCCUUUUAAUGAGAACUUGCUUGACUUACCUAAGUUGGUUCUGUGCAUAAGGCAAGAUGUUUGUUUGCUUGUGCCCGCUACACACAAGCUUCUGAGUGAAUCUGAAUAUGGCGGCAAAUUUUUCCUUUUAAAUGAUAGUCUUCUUAAGUAAUGACUACUAAGUGUGAUAUUUUAAUGUCUGAUUACUCUGUACAUAUAAUCUUAAUCACGAUAAUUAAAAUUUUGUUGUACAAUUCAUGUUAUAAAAUGCUUUCUUCUGAUAUAAA
Messenger RNA from Homarus americanus (American lobster), 15244 nucleotides. Its product is annotated as mucin-17-like. The transcript has 13 exons. The record is from RefSeq and is a predicted model, not a curated record. NCBI's taxonomy places the organism in Eukaryota, Metazoa, Arthropoda, Malacostraca, Decapoda, Nephropidae. Gene Ontology annotation, biological process: peptidyl-tyrosine dephosphorylation. Gene Ontology annotation, cellular component: cytoplasm; nucleus. Gene Ontology annotation, molecular function: non-membrane spanning protein tyrosine phosphatase activity. Bases 84 to 6590 code for a protein of 2168 amino acids.